UUUGUUUAUUUGUUUGAAUUUUCUGUAUCCUAAUGCUAUCGAUCUUUUGAGUUACAAGAGUUCGGCUCUCUUUGCGCGUGUCCUGUUCUCUUCUCCAACCCGAUUUCUUAGACUAAUUUUUGUAUUUAGAUGGAGGUUAAGCUAUGGAAUGACAAGCGCGAAAGAGAGAUGUAUGAGAAUUUUGCGGAGCUGUUUGCCAUUAUAAAGGCAACAGAGAAACUUGAGAAGGCUUAUGUGCGCGAUAUAAUUUCAUCUGCUGAGUAUGAAACUGAAUGCCAAAAGUUGAUUGCUCAUUUCAAAACCCUGUCUUCCACAUUGAAAGAUAUAGUCCCAAGCAUUGAGCGGUUUCAUGAUACCUACAAGAUGGACUGCCCAGCUGCCCUCAACAGACUUGUGACAUCAGGGGUUCCGGCCACAGUUGAGCACCGAGCAGCUGCUGCGAUGUCUUCCACUACCUCAGCUGCCAUUGUGGCUGAGUGUGUGCAGAAUUUUAUUACAGCCAUGGAUUCGUUAAAGUUGAACAUGGUUGCAGUUGAUCAGGUCCACCCAUUGCUGUCGGAUUUGUCAGCUUCACUCAACAAGCUGACAAUCUUACCGCCUGAUUUUGAGGGGAAGACAAAGAUGAGAGAUUGGAUUGCUAGGCUGUCAAAAAUGGGUGCUGCUGAUGAGCUGACUGAGCAACAGGCUCGACAACUUCACUUUGAUCUGGAGUCGUCUUACAACUCGUUUAUGGCGGCAUUGCCCACUGCUGGUACUUAGUUGAUGGUUUUAGUUAAGAUUGUAAAUAAGUGGGUAAUUUUUUUGUUUACCGGAUUUAUUAUAUGUACUGUAUUGCAAUCAACUGGCCUUGGUAGGAUUUGGUUACUAGUUGCGGUUGAUGAUUGAACUUAUCGUAUGCUUAAGAAUGGUGGGUUUUUGAUACUGUGAUCCAUCUCUGUUCAAGAGUGGAAAUAAAUUGUGAUGAAAAAACAAGUGAAAUGGAUUGAUUUGGGCAUCUGUUUGUA
This is a messenger RNA of Olea europaea var. sylvestris, 1004 nucleotides long. RefSeq names its product vacuolar protein sorting-associated protein 28 homolog 2. The record is from RefSeq and is a predicted model, not a curated record. Gene Ontology annotation, cellular component: ESCRT I complex. Lineage: Eukaryota; Viridiplantae; Streptophyta; Magnoliopsida; Lamiales; Oleaceae. The coding region runs from base 130 to 759 and encodes 209 amino acids. Gene Ontology annotation, molecular function: protein-containing complex binding. Gene Ontology annotation, biological process: protein transport to vacuole involved in ubiquitin-dependent protein catabolic process via the multivesicular body sorting pathway. The transcript has 2 exons.